This is a messenger RNA of Malaya genurostris, 8247 nucleotides long. RefSeq names its product putative RNA-binding protein Luc7-like 2. Gene Ontology annotation, biological process: mRNA splice site recognition. The record is from RefSeq and is a predicted model, not a curated record. The transcript is spliced from 6 exons. The coding region runs from base 6454 to 7515 and encodes 353 amino acids. Gene Ontology annotation, cellular component: U2-type prespliceosome; U1 snRNP. Lineage: Eukaryota; Metazoa; Arthropoda; Insecta; Diptera; Culicidae. Gene Ontology annotation, molecular function: mRNA binding.
AUGGGAACGGCCAGAAAUGGUGAAACCAAUCGAUUCUCGACAAAGUUCUACGACAAUAAAGUAUGUAAGAGUUUUUUAUUAAGCUGCUGUCCACAUGAGAUCCUCGCUUCAACGACACGUCGCUAUUCCUAACAAUUUCAGUUCUACUUCCUCGUGUUGGGAAUUAAGAAUGUAGUUUGGUUCUAGACCAUAAAAAUUACCCAGUCAAAUCUGGUGUGACGAUGUCAGUUGUAGACAAUCCGAUGAUCGUAAGUACUAUUCUAAACGCGAGACUGUGAUCAUCCUAUAGAAAACAAAAAAAAAAGCGUUUUGUGUAUUACCUUUUUCAAGCAGGAUCGCUUUUGGUUUGUUUGAGUUGUGUUGAAGGAUACGGUUAAGUUACGCUCGUCCAAAGCAAAGCAAAUAACCGGGGCACAUCGGACGCAGUUGCUCAUACGUAAGUGUUUAGUUUCCUUUCUUCCAAUCUGUACGAGCGUUAUUAAGCGAAAAUGUUUGCAACCGUAACCCGUGCUACGGCGCAUACAGAUUCACGCGAUCUUCGCGUUCCGUUCUGCGUUUGUCGAUUCGGUUGAAUGUCAUUGAGUUGAAUGAUUGAGUGAUGUCCUUAUUCGGUAAAGCUGUUGUAGUGAAUUCGAAGGCGAAUCAACGGAAAAUUCAUUAGAAGUUUGCUUCCGAAGUGCUGUUUGAGGAGUUCAGGAGGAGUUCGGUUAUAUUCCCAGAUGCUGAACUUUGAUUUUUUUAACAUUCUAGGUCUCCGAGCAUGUCUAACCGCUGGUAGUAACAUUAAUCUUUUAGAUGUUGAAGACAUAAAUAUAUAAAUACAGGAUUGAAACUGAAAAAUAACAUUCGAAGAUUAAUUCAUUGUUUAAAUAUCGCUUAAAUUAGCCAAAUGUUCUGAAUGAUGCAUACUGAACCUCGUCUAGAGAUGCACAGCAUGAAUAUCCUAGUUUUACUUUUAAGUUACCUAUGUUUUAUUUUUCAAAAAUUUAUUUCUGUUGUCAAGUGUAGUUUUGUAGCAGUAAAUGAAUUCUGCACCUCAAUAAUAAACAAAAAGUAUUUUUGCUUUGGUAAAAAUACUGGUCGAACUAGAUAACUACUAUUCGAGUAACGUGUGCGCUGCGAUUCGCUACAACAGCCCAGAAAAAAUAUCUUCAAUCAUUGUGCCACUGACUGAUUAAUCCUAAUUUUACUUCACACCCCGUAGUUCGUGUCUCCAAUAGUAUUCAGAGCUGAUUUGCACUGAUGGGUACGUAUAUAAAUCAAAAUAAAUUAACUAAAUCAAAACAGUAAAUCACCGCCAUCAACGCCGCCGCCGUCGUCAAAGGCCUUUACGCGCGAUUGGGUAUGUACAAAUCUACAAAUCUUGUAACAUCCUUGAUCUACACAACAAAACACAUUCAAAAAAGAUUAAGAGACUGUAACUUGUUCUGGUGUCAAUCGUGUAGCUUUGUAGUAACUACCAACAAUUUCGAACGUUUCUGGAUGGGUUCUGCUAACCGCCCCCUAUCUCAGACGAUGCAAAAGUGUGUCCUACUCGCUAGUGUCACCACAUCUGUACUGCCGAGCCGAGUUCCCCACCAAACCCAAAUGGCCGAGAGUUCGAACGUACGUAUGCCAUACCAAUGUUUUCUGUUUGUUUGUUAACAUGCUGUUUUCUGCUGAUCGGACGGUAACUAUUUGUACUGUUACGCACGAACCUUGCUUCGUCCGUAGCUAGAGAUUCCUUUAGAGCCAAAGGCCGACGCCGGGAGUUUUCUUACUAAGUUAAAACAAAACAAAAAAAAAUGAAAUCCUUGAGUUGUAGGUAUCCUUAGCUCGUGUGGCAAGGGGGAGAUUGUGUUGCGUAUUAUCUUUGGUGAGUAAAAAAAUAGCUACAAAUUGCAACUGAUGUCGUUAUUUUCUAGGUCGAAGUUUAUUCCGAUUGACUGGAAAGUUAAAAGGAAUCGACAGAAUAUUCGGAUCGAAACGGUAAAGAAAAUAUGUGUUAUGCUGUGCAACUUUCGUGGAUGUGGGUUUCUAUUUUAUGAUGUCGUAAGUUUUGUUCCCUGGACUGGGCAGAAUUCUUAGUGUCACUAGAAUCGUAGCACUAGUCACGCAGCAAUGGUUCUGCACGUUAAGAAUUAGAAAAAUUGUCCUUCGGGAAAAUACAAUCCAAUUUUCCAAUCUUUUGACAGUUUAUAAGGAAACAUAUAAAAAACAAAAUUAUCUUUUGAAUACAGGAAUUUUUGAUUUUCUGAAGUAUGAAUCGAACGAGACAAGCGAUAGUCGGUUAGUGCCAAGUUCAGACUAUAAGGCGGGUAAAACAGUAACAUGUGACUGAGCAUUGUCGUGACGAACAAUUCCUCGUGUUUCUAUAUUUUGUUCGUUUACCGUUCAAUGUCCGCUUUAAAUUGGGUUGAUUCAUUUGACGGAUUACUGACGGUCAUAAUUUCUUUCACAAAAUGUACGCUACCAACGUAAAUGUUCAAAUAUAAAGUGGUUUACAGAUGUACUAGUUUUCAUUGUGACGAUCCUCAUAGACUUUUCUGAGAUCUCACUUUCCUACUGGAAGGAUAAUCUCUGCAAACACUGGAUAUUAAGAAUAGUGAUUGUAAUGAUUUUCUUGAUUGCAGAUGUCAAGAUGCAAUAAAUUGGGUUUAUGCUUAAAAAGGCGGUCGUUGCUCAACAAAUUCCAAGUUGGCAUUGUCGUUGUUGUUAUUGUUUUAGCGGUGAUUAGUUUCGAGAAAGAUAGUGAAUAGGAUUACCUCGAAUGCAUCCCUCGCCCGACAACUAUUUUAUCUGCGGAAAAACGAAUUUGAAUUUAGAGAGUUAUUCGUUUAACUCUACGGUUUAUCAUAUCAUGCAAUAGUUGCGUUGUAAUACCCAUUCCUGGAGACAUAACUAAGUGCAAAUUAUAACUGACUACAGAUCUAAUUACUAGAAGUUUAAUAAUGCGUGGGAGAUGCGCAUUGUAUUGUCUAAGUGAGCUGUCAAUACUCAGAAUAAGGCUUGUUUUAAGUCUUUCAGCAUGAAUCGUCAUAAAAAUCUCCGUAAAUCUUCGUCGUUUUGUGAAAAGUAGUAGUGAAAUGUGAAUGUUGAUUUUUAUUAGGCUAAUCUUGAAAUGCAUUCUCCAAGCCCCUUGGGACUUUACUACAACAUCAAUAGGUAAUAGAGUUGAUUUUACACCACUCGGUGGCGUUUCUAUCUUCAGCCAUUUCAAUUUUUAUACUUGGCUAAAAUAUGAAAGCUUACGAAGGAAAGUUAACAAAACUUCUUCCAUGGCUUACGCCCAAAAAUUCAACCAGCUGUUUAAAUUAUAGGCUAAAAAGAAACCAUUCGGAAAGACCCUAGACCUAAUGCAUUACCGACUCAUAACAAUCAGUACAAAGAGCUCCGGCGUAACAACCAACUACAUAGAAAAAAUAAAUUGUCACGAUAUGUAAAUCAACAGUAAAAUGAAACAGACUUAAGAUGAAUCGAAAAUUUGAUUGAAAACCAAUAGCAAUGGAAAACUUAUGUCGUUUUCGCUGGAGAGAACAGAAACUGACCCAGGGUAGUUUCAUCAAACAAACACUUUUCACAAAAUUGUGUUGUUUUCGCACUUAGCAACGGGGAUUUGAGCAAACCUGAUAUAAAAACCAGGUUCGAACUGACUCGAUUUACAGUUUUACAACAUUGAAACUAGGAUCGAAACUAGCUUCAAACAAACGAUUUGACAGCAGUUAGAGUGAAAACUGGAUUCGGUUUGGCAUCAAGCGAAAACGACAUUUAUCAGAAUGCAUUGAUUUUCCAAUGAACAGGAUUCUAGACUUAAACUAUUUAAAUUUUAAAUUUUGCAUGUAAAGUUUAUUGGAAUAUAAAAAACUGUAAAGUAACUUUGAAUUCAAUUUCUUGCUCCAACAUAAAAUAAAUGAUAAAUGAUAAAAUCACGACGAAUUUACAUUGCCUCUUUCCGUGUAGUAAAAAAGAGGAAACAAUCUUUUUAAAAAUUUAAAUGAAAUGAAAUGAUUUUUAUAAAUUUAAAUAGAAUGCAACGUAUAAAUAAUAAAGGUUAAAAAUGAUCGAAAUGUAAUUAAACACAUCGUCUUCCGAAAAAUGUUCUUGACAGAAACUACUUCGUUCAUAUCUUUGAACUUAAAAUGUGUAAAUGUUACUAUUUAAAAUAUUGUUUUCACUCCGAAUGCUGAUCAAAAUAGCGCAGGCUAUCGCUACGCUAAUUCAAAAGGGUCAUUCAAACGCUGCGCCCGUUGUGUAUUCGAGACAUGCAACAUGCUGCACUCCUGUUACUUAUAUAAAUCAAAUUGAUUCUAAAUAGCAUUUUAUUGGGUUUAAUCUUAAUAGUGUAAUGAAAUCAACCUGCUGGAAUUAAAACAGGAAUCGAAAUAUUCUCAGUUGUGAAUCAGUUCCGAAUUUAUUCAGUAGAAAUUUUUUAUCGAAUAAUAAUGAAAAUAUAAUUUAAUCUUGCACGAAACACUUCGGUAUCGAACUCAAGCGUUCGAGGUUCCGAGUUUUGUGGACGCUUGUGUCGGAAGUGAUUUUUUCAGUCACCGAAUAGAAUUUUUCAACCGUUGUUUGAAUAAGUAUUGCCUUUGUGAUUUUAACGAUUUAUUCUGGCAUGUCGAAUUCUUUUUUUAUCAGAAGUCAAAUUAAGCUUCCUGAAAUAAUACAAAGUAAAGAAAAUUGCACUAACAACUUUUCUCGAAAAAAUAUUUUGUUAAGAAAGACGCAAGCGAGACGAUUUUGUGUAAGGAUAUUGAAAGAACAUUUACGGUAGGUUACGUCUAUUUUGGAUAGGAUAUUUCCAAAUAUUUCAUAUAUUAAUAUUGAUCACUUCUGGGAAUCCAAAACAAAUGGAAAAAGACAUCACAGUUACACCAUCUGGUGACGGAAAAAGUUACUAAUUUUACAUUGUUCAAUAGUUUGCAUUUAGCGUGCACUAAAAUCUGAAAUGUCAAAACUAAUUGAAUAUGAUGUCCACUUAGAGGUGGGUACUUUUCUAUAUUUUAAAUGUGUUUUUCCUGAUGACAUAAAACAUCGUUUAUAAGCAAUACGGCAAUCAAAAUAAUAAACCGAUCAAAGUUAUGUGCAGAGUUAGAAUUAAACUCAUCGUCUUCACAUUCAAAAGUGAUGAAAUGUUGGUAAAAGUGAAUUGGUUUCUAAAAUCAAGAAAAUGUAAUAUUUUCUUCGGAAAUGUUAACGAAAUUCUGGAAUAAGCAUUACGAUGAAUUCGUUUCGUUCUGCGUUAGCACUUAAAGUAUGACAUAGAUAGAAAAUAAAUCUCACAUACAUUUAUUUCAAAAGAGAUUUUUCAUUUAACAAUGUAUCAUCUCUCGAAUUAGUAAAAGAUUUUAUUUUAAGCCGUGUUUACAGCUUUUUUUCGUGCAGUGCGUAUGGAGAAAUGUUUUAUAUAUUCGGGUUUUUUUAUUCUGUGUACUGAUUGGAAAAGCUGUCAUAUGUACAUAAACAAAUUUGUAGUGUAUUAGUAACCUUUUUUGCCACUGCAAUGUUACUGUGAUGUCCCUCGUAAAUCGCGAGAGUUAUCCAUAUUGAUAUAUACACUGGGGUGUCUUUUUACGCGGAUUUUUUAAUGCGGUUUCUUUUUCCACGACUUUCUUUACGCGGAUCUCCGAAGUUACGCGGAUUCCCAGUUACGCAAUUUUUUCGGCAUCAAAAAAAAAAAAUGUAAUAUUAUUGAUUCUUCGUAAUACGGUAAACAGUAAAAGUUUAAUUACGACUAUAUAUGUUAAAAAGGAAAACAAAUUGAGCUUUCGUUUUGUCUUUGAAUUCUUAGUGCAUAGAAGUUUUGACAUGAAACGCUGGUUAGGCGUGAAAUUUAACCCUACUGGCCUAUAUCUGCACCAACGCGCAUUUUCUUCGGUGCGUCCCGAAGCAUGGAAUAUUUAUGUUUAAUGAAAAACGUAAUGAAUCUAUUUUCUGUUAAUCUAAUAAACCAAAAGUGUGUUGAAAAUAUGAUCGUAUAUAGCUUUGAAUAUUACUUGCAUUUGUUACACAGUAGGUAACAUCAUUAUAUAACCAGAUAUUCUGUACACAGUGUACAUUCACGGUGCUCUGUUUAAUACAGCUAACAUCAUUGGUUUUCAUUGAUUUAAACCCAGUAAAGAUAAAAAUCACUGUGGGAGAUACUUGAGUAUGAAAUAAUUGAGUUUGGGUAUUCGUUUGCAACUCAUUGUUUUGUAGCUUUAUAUAAGAUGAAUUUUUGCUGGCCGUCGUUAAUAAUUAUAAUGAUACUUCCUAUUGGUACGAUAAAUUCAAAUUCAUCACGGAUAGUGGUCACAGCAUAACACACAUGGUCGUUAAGCCGUUAAGCAAACAAAAAAUCGCAUAACGUUAACCUGAAUCCAGAAGUACUGGAAUAUCGAACUCGAAUAUUAGUCGUCUGGAUUAUCCGCGUGUCCAUCCCGAAGCCUAAUUUUCUUUCGUUUUUCUUUUUUCUUCCAAUAUUUUGCAUAGCGUAUGGACCUAGGCGAGUGCCCGAAGGUACACGAUCUUGCGCUCAGAGCCGAUUAUGAGAACGCUUCGAAAUCGAAAGAUUACUACUAUGAUGUUGAUGCAAUGGAGCACUUGCAGGCCUUCAUUGCCGAUUGUGACCGACGAACGGAGGCGGCCAAGAAGCGCCUGGCAGAAACGCAGGAAGAGCUGACGGCGGAGGUUGCCGCCAAGGCCAACGCCGUACACGAACUGGCAGAGGAGAUUGGUAAGAAACUUGCGAAGGCAGAAGCUUUAGGUGAAGCCGGACAGGUCGAGGAAAGUAUGAAGCUGAUGUCGGAGAUUGACGAGUUGCGUGCGAAGAAAAUCAAAGCCGAACAGGAGUACCGGAGUGCGAUUCCGGCUAGUAGCUAUCAGCAGCAGAAGCUGCGUGUUUGUGAAGUUUGCUCGGCUUAUCUCGGAAUUCACGACAACGAUGUUCGAUUAGCGGAUCAUUUCGGCGGUAAGCUUCAUUUGGGUUUUUUGGCCAUUCGGGAAAAGCUCAUAGAGCUCGAGAAGACGGCAUUGCCCCGGCAGAAGGAACUGAAGAGAAGUGGUCGCCGAGAUGGAGAUUUUGACGAUGGUCGCGGAAGACCCCGAUUUGUGGGAGGACGUGAACUUGAUAGGCGAUCACGAGCUCUUGUCCGAGAACGGGAACGACGUGAAAAUAUGGAGGAAGCGAAGCAACCUGAAGCAAUCCCAGAAGAACAACGCCAUUCCAAAAGUCGGGAGCGCUCGAAAAGCCGUGAGCAUGUUUUGGAACGUGACCGGGACCGUAAUCGUGAUCGCGAUCGUAACCGAGACCAUGACCGAGACCGGGAUCGGGACCGAGAUCGUGAUCGUGAACGAGAUCGUGAUCGUGAGCGAGAUCGUGAUCGUGAACGAGAUCGUGAUCGUGAUCGUGAGCGAGAUCGCGAUCGUGAUCGCAACCGUAAUCGUGGUGAUCGCGAUCGCGACCGUGACCGUGACAGGGAUCGGCGCCGUCGUUCGCGUUCAAGGGAGAGAUCAAGGCGCCGACAUCAGGAACAGAACCGGUGCUGGCUGGAGUGAUAUGCUUUUCAGAAUUCCCAUCCCCGAUCACGGGAACCCGUGUUUAUCGAGCAAGCAACAGCAGCAGCAGCAGCAUGAAUCGUAAGAAAUUCUUUUAUUCAAUUUCACUUAACACAUUUUUUCCAAGUGUGAAUGAUGUAGAAAAUGAAGUGUUUAGUGUGUAGUGAUGUGGUGUGGGUACGAGUUUACCCAUCAAGUUAACAACAAACAGGACACGAAAACUACCUACAAAAUUAAAUCAGUAAUUUUUAACUAAUUCAAAUAAUGAUAACGACAGAAAAGUGCAGUAGCUUAGAAUUCACUCGGUUCAUAACAGAUUCACGCAUUUUCCGUUCAUCUCAUCAGUGUUCUUUCUUUACACGAUCGGCGGUGUGUUCUAUCAGGAUGCAAAUGCGAUGAUUGGUAAGAAAAAUAUUUUUGUAUUUCUUAAAAAACGUACUUUGUAAGCGUUGUUUGACCUGAUGAAAUUCACCUCUUAUGUUUCAUUAUUACUAGACUCGCAAUUAAGUAUAGUUUCACUUAAAAAAGAAUAAUAAUUCGUAUUCGUCCAUUUAAUUGUUAUCUUGUAUUGUAUUGCUACCAAAAACAAUACAAAGAAUAUUGUGUCCCAUCCCUUUUGAAUAUAACAUCGCAAUAAAUAGAUGUUUUUAGUUCUAAGAUUCAACGGAUGAAUUAUCAUAAAUAUGAUUAUCGCUACAUAGGUGUAUAUUGAAUAAAUAAUGAAGACAAGUA